This is a messenger RNA of Haplochromis burtoni (Burton's mouthbrooder), 1741 nucleotides long. It is a transcript of the gene sh3bp5lb, whose product is annotated as SH3-binding domain protein 5-like, b. Gene Ontology annotation, biological process: negative regulation of protein tyrosine kinase activity; intracellular signal transduction. The coding region runs from base 194 to 637 and encodes 147 amino acids. The record is from RefSeq and is a predicted model, not a curated record. Lineage: Eukaryota; Metazoa; Chordata; Actinopteri; Cichliformes; Cichlidae. Gene Ontology annotation, molecular function: protein kinase inhibitor activity. The transcript has 3 exons. Gene Ontology annotation, cellular component: cytoplasm.
GGUCUUUUUAGUGAGUCGAGCCGAAAGAGCCGGUUCUCUAAAAAGAUCCGGAAAUCCCAUCACUAGUUUGUACACAUACUCGUACUCAAAGUAUGAGUACACGCGGGGCGACCUUCCACUGCCCUAAACACUGACACAUUAUUGUACCGGGAGGUUAAAUAAAUAUCACAGCAGCCGAACGACUGGGCCGCCCAUGGAGCCUGGGACCUCGCGUGAAACUCUGAAGCGUGCAGGAAGCCCCAACCCGGCCGGUCUGCGGGAGGAGACGCCGGGAGAAGAGGCGAAAGGCGGAGACGGCAGAACCACGAUGAGAAAGCAAGUGGGAGCGGACUGUGGGAAUGAUGGAGAGUCUAACAGCCAGAUUAAAAACGGAGAGGAAUACGAGGAGGAAUUGGACCCAAGAAUUCAGGAGGAGCUGGAGCACCUCAACCAAGCUAGCGAAGAGAUCAACAAGCUGGAGCUGCAGCUGGAUGACGCCAGGUCGAGCUACAGGAGGAUCCUGACUGAUUCUGCCAGGAAGCUCAAUGCCCAGGGCUCCCAGCUCGGUGCGUGCAUUGACAAAGCAAGGCCUUAUUAUGAAGCUCGCAGACUUGCCAAAGAGGUAUGUGUUUCUACUGCUCACAAGUCAACAGAGUGAGAUAUAUGCAAUCAGUUAGCAGUUUAUUAGAGCUGCUAAGCACAAAGUAUGGUAAAUGGACUGCUUCUUAUAUAGCGCUGUUCUACUCUGUCUGAGCACUCAAAGCGCUUUAUACAACUAAUUCAUUCACCCAAUCAUACAAGCACGUUUUCAAACUGUUUAGUGCUUCCUGUCUAACAUUCAUGCACAUUCACACUCCGAUGAAUGCAUCAGAGAGCAGCAUGGGGUUAGUAUCUCUCCCAAGGAUAUUUGGCAUGCAGACUGGUGGAGCCUGGGAUUGAACCGCCAACCUUCCAGUUAGUAGCUUACCUGCUCUACCACCUGAGCUGGGCAAGAUAUUCAAAAGGUGGGUACAGGUUACCCAAUCUGGGACAGGGUUGCUGAGGCUUGGAGUUCAAGAGGUGGUUGGGCUGGUUAGGCUUUAGGCCUUGGGGCUGGGCUCAGUCAAGAAGAGCUACAACGACCUACCCACACGAUGGUGAAGGUCACUGCCAGUCCAGGUCCCAGUUGAAAAACAGGCUGUAGGAACAGGUUGGGAAAAUGCAGCUGUGCCCUGGAGGCAGCUAGAGUUCGAUGCAGUGCUUUAUUUCUUCAAAGAGAUAAUUGUGCAUCAGUGUAUGAAACAUUUUCGACUGCUAGAGAAGCUCACCUCCUUUUACUGGGGUCAUAUCUUUAGCUAUUGUAUGUUGGCAAUUAGCAGCUGAUGUUCUUAGGUGAGGUACCCAGCACCAUGUCAGUGUGGUGAAGGGCCAUGGAGGUCCCAAGUUGUGUCAGUUUCAGUCCCAGUCAUGGCUGAAGGCAUAGCUAUCUGAGACAAGGCAAUGUGUGAGAAGGACCUUCCUUCCAUCUACAGCUAUAUGCAGUGUAAUGUGCUUUCUACAGCUUAACACAAGAACAAAUGACUGUGGCAGAAUAUAUCACAUGAAGUCACAUGAAGUCCUGUAAAUGGUGAUUCUUGAUUAGUAUGUAUGUGACAGGGAAUGGGAAGGUUGAGCCUUCUAAAUCUUAAUAGAGAGUAUAACAGUUUAUUUCAAUGUGAAUUUCAUGGUGUGGAAUAUGGCCAUCAGUGGAUGGUGUGUUUGGCUGUAUUUGACAAAGAUGGCG